This is a messenger RNA of Nasonia vitripennis (jewel wasp), 2070 nucleotides long. It is a transcript of the gene Dsor1, whose product is annotated as dual specificity mitogen-activated protein kinase kinase dSOR1. The transcript is spliced from 8 exons. Gene Ontology annotation, molecular function: ATP binding; protein kinase activity. Bases 423 to 1667 code for a protein of 414 amino acids. NCBI's taxonomy places the organism in Eukaryota, Metazoa, Arthropoda, Insecta, Hymenoptera, Pteromalidae. Gene Ontology annotation, biological process: protein phosphorylation. The record is from RefSeq and is a predicted model, not a curated record.
CGUCGUGCGGAGGUACUACACGGCGUCGGCCGUCGAGCAACUGAGUCAGCGCUCUCUCGCAUAGCAGGGGGAGGAGCUCGUCAGCGAGGCGCGAGACGCUGCAUCAAGUGUGCGUGCGUGUGCUGCAGUCGGCCACCCGACGUGUUGUGGACCACCGUUGCGAAUCCUGCGUUCGAAAUCGAUCGAUAUUUGCCUCCUCUCUUCCUCUCUCUCUCUCUCUCUAAACGCGCACUCGCAAACUCAGUCAACCCGGGAGCAGCAACCCUCGUUGUGCACCUGAGUGCAUCCGUGCAACGACCACUGCUGAACUGGUCUUUGUGUGCAGGUGCUCUUUGCGUGCGUCGUGAGGAACGACGAUUUCUUCGGGACGUGCCUGCGCUCGCUGCCCAGCAUUUGCCGUGGACGCCGAAUCAGCUGAAAACAUGUCCAAGAACAAGCUGAACUUGACUUUGCCACCUGGCUCGAUAGAGCCUGCACCAGCAGUCUCACCUUCGCCACCUGUGCCACCCAUACCAACCUAUACGGAGCCUCCGGUCAUACCAGAUGGAGUUAUGGGCAAAAUGAGCAUUGAUGCCAUCCAGGAGAGACUCGAAGAGCUGGGCAUGGAUGAGGAGCAGAGAAAGAGAUUAGAGAGCUUUUUGGGACAAAAAGAAAAAGUUGGUGAACUCUGCGAUGAAGAUUUUGAGAAACUUGGUGAAUUGGGAGCAGGAAAUGGUGGUGUAGUGAUGAAAGUUAGACAUAAAAAAUAUGGACUUAUUAUGGCAAGAAAGUUAAUCCACUUAGAAGUCAAGCCUGCUAUUAAGAAGCAAAUAAUUAGAGAACUCAAAGUUUUGCACGAAUGUAAUUUUGCACACAUUGUUGGUUUCUAUGGCGCUUUCUACAGUGAUGGAGAAAUUAGUAUAUGUAUGGAAUACAUGGAUGGUGGAUCACUAGAUCUUAUACUGAAGAAAGCUGGGCGGAUACCAGAACCUAUUUUGGGAACUAUAACUUCUGCAGUUCUCAAAGGCUUGAGCUACUUAAGGGAUAAACACGCGAUUAUGCAUCGCGACGUCAAGCCGAGCAACAUCCUGGUGAACAGCGCGGGGGAGAUAAAGAUAUGCGACUUUGGAGUUUCGGGCCAGCUGAUCGACUCCAUGGCCAACUCUUUCGUCGGUACCAGGAGUUACAUGUCGCCGGAGCGGCUUCAAGGCACGCACUAUUCGGUGCAGAGUGACAUAUGGUCGUUGGGACUGUCCUUGGUGGAAAUGGCCAUAGGCAUGUACCCGAUACCGCCGCCCGAUGACAAGACAAUAUCGGCGAUUUUUGGCGUGCAACCGGGCUCCACAACGGACCACACCGUCGGCAAUAACGUGUCUACACCCACGACUCAGUCACCCUCGCACAAUCCUAACAGUCCUAGACCAAUGGCGAUUUUCGAACUGUUGGAUUACAUCGUGAACGAGCCACCUCCGAAACUGCCAUCCGGGAUAUUCAGCGACGCGUUUACCGAUUUUGUGAAUCGCUGCUUGAAAAAGAAUCCUGCAGAAAGGGCAGAUUUAAAAACAUUAAUCAACCAUGAAUGGAUUAAAAAGGCAGAAUCUGAAAACGUCGACAUUGCCGGAUGGGUCUGUCGAACAAUGGAUAUACAGCCGACAACUCCGACGCGUUUAGCGAACGUACAAUCCUGAAUAAAUGUCACUCUUACAUACUUGACCACUUGCAUUCACGUUCAGUACUCUUGAGUAACAUUUACGUUUCGCUUUUAGUUCCCACGCGAUUUGUACUACAGUGGCGAAUUAUUUUAUUUUUAUCGUUUCUCUCUAAGCUCUUUCAUGAUUUCUUUAUAAAUAUACAGAAGUUGAGGAGGAACCACAAACGGAUAAGCCAUAAUGCAAAUGCGCGAACUAACAAUAGUAACGAUAAAAAAUACAAAGCCUUCUCUCGGAGAAAGCAACAAAUGAUAAUUGUAGCAAGUCAAGGUGUGGGAGCUUCGUAGAUAAUGUCAAUUUUUGUGAUGAUGGCAUAGUUAGUACACAAAUAUGAUUAUCGUCAGAAUGAUGCAUAUAGUUAAUCAGUAUGUGAUGUCUUAUC